AGUGACAGAAAGGUUUUAUGACUUUUAUUGCUACGUACCUGUAUAUUAUAUUCGUUCGAGUUAUAGCUUAUUUUUUACUUAAAUUUGUUCUUCAAUCAAAUUAAUAUAAUGUAAAAACUACUUUAUAUUCAGUACGAGUAAGAGUUAACUGGAUUUUAGCACGUACUUCUGAAAUAUCGCUCGACAGUAUAUCGUCGAGAGUGAAGAAGUACAAAUGCCACAUAAUCACUCUGAAAAUAACUUGACAAAGUUACUUUUAUUAAAGAUUUGUAGACUCCGUAAAUAGGUAAUUUUAGAAUUACCUGUGCAUAUGUACAAUAACGGUUUGUUUGAGAGAAGGCAAUCAUUUUUUGUGUAGGUAAAGCAGCUAGAAUAUUACAUAUAUAUAUAUGUUUUUUUGUUAUAUAUUUUAUAUUCUCAUUAUAUGAAAGUGGUCUGUUUAACAGAAUGGAAGAUAAAGAUGUCCGAAAGCGGCGUAGUCGUAAGAAGAAGCUGUUGAAGAGCGUUCGCGAACAGAUUGAAUUUUACUUUAGCGAUGCGAAUUUGGGCAAGGAUCGUUUUCUUAAGCAGAAAAUUGAUGAUUCAGAGGAUGGAUAUUUACCUCUUGAACUUUUUUGUAAAUUUAAUAAGCUGGCGGCUUUAACGACUGAUACGAAUUUAAUGGUUAAGGCGAUUAACGGUUCUGAUAAAUUAGUGUUAAGCGACGAUAAGCUGAAAGUUAAAAGAAAACAGCCGUAUUCACCGAGACUUGAUAUUGACGAUAGAACUAUAUAUUUGGAACCAUUACCGCCGGGAGUGAAGCAUGAUUGGAUUAAAGAGCUAUUCUCCAGAUUUGGCAAUGUCGUUUAUGUGAGCCUGCCUAGAUUUAAAAGUACUGGUGACCUCAAAGGUUUUGGUUUUGUAGAGUUCGAAACAGUCGAAGCGGCUACUCGGGCAGUCAGUCAAGUCAAUAGCGAUCCUCAUGGUAUUGGCAGAUUCCCGAGGAUGUGUAAACAAGGAAAAAUCUUAGAAAAGCAAAUUGAAGAAAUCUCUAAAGAGGUAAAAUCAUUUACCGACUCUAUUAAAGAUACAACGGAGGAAAGAGAAACAAAUUUAGAGUUACAAUCGGAGAAUUCGACGAAUGAUAAAGGUGAAAAUAGCGAGAAUGGUAAAGAGAAAGCUAUUUUAGAUAGCAAUCAACAGAAACGUAAAUUAUCAGACAAUGAAGAUAGUCAAACGGAAGAACUACCCAAUAAAAAGGCCAAAACUGUAACAAUAUCCGACCAAGUAGACAUAAAGAAACAGAAAAAGAAAAGGAUUAGAAAGAGAAAGCCAUUAGCCGAUUUUCCUGCUGAAUUAAAAGUUAUUAGCAAAAAGGAAUGGCUGAAUCUUAAAAAGGAGUAUUUGAAUUUACAAAAAGAUAGUAUGGCAAAUCUGAAAAAGAAUCUGAAGUCUUGGAAAGAAAAGAAGUCUAAAUUGAUGAGUGAAGAGAAGGCAGAUGAAGAAGAAUUAAAAUCAGAUAUACUAAGAAAGGACGCACUGUCUCGACAUAAGGAAGAAAUUGGUGAAAAUGGAAAGCCCGUCCUUGUUCCAAAUACAGUUUUAAAAGUCAAAUCAGAGUUUCCCUCAAAAUGGCAGGAUAUCGAAGAAAGCCUACGACCUUCUCAGGUCCACUAUAUUGAUUUUGAAGACGAUGCUAGCCAAGGUUACGUUCGUUGCAAAACAGUCACUCAAACUAAUCAAAUUCUGAAAAGGAAUUUUGACUCUUUAACCUUUUUCCGAAUGAAACCAACGGAAGAAGAAGAAUAUUUCAAAACGGUUACUGAAAAGCAAGCCGAAUGCCGAGAGUCUAGGAAGAAACGUAAAAAGGAGAGAGGGACGAAAAAAUUAAUGAAUGCCGCUAGUAGAAUGAGAGAAACUUGUCAGCAUAUUGUCUUCUCUGAUAGCGAGUAG
This is a messenger RNA of Dimorphilus gyrociliatus, 1932 nucleotides long. The record is from the annotation of a GenBank genome assembly. Lineage: Eukaryota; Metazoa; Annelida; Polychaeta; Dinophilidae.